Molecule: messenger RNA, 993 nt
Organism: Scomber japonicus (chub mackerel)
Lineage: Eukaryota; Metazoa; Chordata; Actinopteri; Scombriformes; Scombridae
Product: P2Y purinoceptor 3-like
Exons: 1
Coding region: 1-993 (330 amino acids)
Biological process (GO): G protein-coupled receptor signaling pathway
Cellular component (GO): plasma membrane
Molecular function (GO): G protein-coupled receptor activity
Source: RefSeq, a predicted model, not a curated record
AUGGAGGACUUCAAAAUCUGUCCGGUAACUAAGUAUUACCAAAUGAUCCUUCUACCGGUGACCUACAGCGUUGUGUUUCUGCUGGGCCUGGGUUUGAACGGCGCCCUGCUGUGGAGUGUGUGCUGUCAGACGCGCCGCUGGAGCAGCACCGUCAUCUACCUGAUCAACCUAGCCGUGGCAGAUCUCCUCUACGUGCUGGCAUUGCCCCCUCUCAUUAUCAGCAAUGCCAUGGGAGGCCUUUGGCCUUUCGGCAACAUCAUCUGUAAAGCCGUCAGGUUCUUCUUUUUUGUUAACCUCCACUGCAGCAUGAUGUUCCUCACCUGCGUCAGCGUGCACCGUUUCAUCGGAGUGUGCUUCCCCAUGGCUGCCGUGCGCCUCAGGACCAGAAAACUCGCCCUGUUUGCGUCAGGGUCGGUUUGGGUCUUGGCCACUGCGGAGAUUUUGCCGACCCUGGUCUUUGCGCACACAGGUGUGAUCAACAACAUGACCGUAUGCUUUGAAAUGACAAACCCGCAACAAUUUAAGGUUUACUUUCCUUAUGGGUUGUUUUUAGCCAUCGUAGGGUUUCUAAUCCCAUUUCUUGUCGUUAUCACCUGUUACUGCACCAUGAUGAAGGCGCUUUAUUGCAGGGCGGUGGACAGCAUCUCUACUGCCAGGACAACUCGUAUCCGCAACAAGUCUCUAUGCACUCUUUUGCUUGUGUGCCUCAUGUUUGUGAUGUGUUUUGUGCCUUAUCAUAUUGCUCGGACUGUCUAUUUGUUUGUGAGGGUCUACAUGCCCGGGAACUGUCAUCUGUUGAACGUGGCCAUGAUCUGCUUCAAGGUCUUGAAGCCUGCGGUCAGUUUCAACUGCUGCGCAAAUCCUCUCUUGUACUUUUGGGGCUCUGAUAGUCACCGUCGGAAGAUCCAGACCUGUCUGUGGAGCAGGAAGACGAGAGUGCAGCCCAGUUUGUGUGUGGUGGAUGCAGGCAGCACAAACAGGUCGGGAGGAUAG